Molecule: messenger RNA, 3243 nt
Organism: Frieseomelitta varia
Lineage: Eukaryota; Metazoa; Arthropoda; Insecta; Hymenoptera; Apidae
Product: sorting nexin-25
Exons: 11
Coding region: 271-3069 (932 amino acids)
Cellular component (GO): intracellular membrane-bounded organelle
Molecular function (GO): phosphatidylinositol binding
Source: RefSeq, a predicted model, not a curated record
CAGAAUGAAAUAGUUACAAUUUCAUUACUGUAAAUUAUUCGGGCAAUUUUAAAAGGAAAAUUUCAAAACAAAUUUUGAAAAUUUCUAUUGACUUUCAGAACGCAGAUAAGUAAUCACUGAUAUACAAUCUCUCCAGCUAUAGUCUGUGUCUUGUGUAGCGGCAUUGUUGACGUGAUUUGAUUCUCCUCGGAGUUGGCGUGAACCAAUUUCUCUAAACAUGAAAUUGAACACGUAAUAUUCACUGUCACGCGAUCGAAAUCGAAAUUCAAGAUGUUGCGGACCGGUACCCUGUAUAUUCCAGCCCUAAUCGUGUUCUUCUAUUGGAAUAAUUUGCUAUGGUUUUACGUUUUCUGCUUGCUAACCAUAUCUUGCUUCUUUGUGGGAUGUUUGAUCGUCACGUUCAUAAACAUUGCUCUUUCGCCGAAACACGCAACUGCAUCAACGACUUUAAAAACAGUCGCUGAACUGGAUGCCUUUCACAAUUUGUUGAUGAAUGGAUACGUAGCCAAAGCUGGAAGUACCAAGAAGCAUGUUAGAUAUCCAUUAGUCUUUACUCGCAUGGUGGACGGUGCUCUGCAGAAUUUAUUGGAUUUAAUUUUUCAAGAUUUCGUUGGUGUCUGGCUAGAGGAACUGGCUUUUAAUUCAGAACACAUAAUUGACAAUAUGAAGCAAGAUACAUGGGGAGCAAUUCAAACUCUCCACGAUCGUUUAUCAAAAGUAGACCACACAAAACUGGUAGUUUGUAGUAUAGUAAAUAAAAUUACAUUUCACUUUGAGAAGAUUAGGCUUGCUCAAACUGCUUCAACACAAGGUGAAGAUCCAGUAUUUAUUUUAUCUACACACUUAAUGUCACCUGCAGCAGAAUUAGACUAUUUGAAGAAAGUUAGCGAAUUAUAUAUCUUGUUUUUGUUACCGCCCUGUUAUUCCCUUGCACCAAUGAAAUAUUUAUUGAGAGAAAUUCUCGCAUGUAAAAUACUAAAACCUGCAAUAGACUUAAUAACAAAUCCGGACUAUAUUAAUCAAAAGAUUUUAUCAUAUAUUGAUCAACAACAGCUUGCAGAAGCAAUGCAUCGAAAAACUUACGAGUAUGCUGAAUCAUUUGAGGAUUUUAUUCGUAUGAUUAAGAGCUCUAAGGAUUUAGAGGUUUUGAAACAUAUCAGAUACAACAUUGUUACUGAAAUCAUGCAGGCUACAACAAUACAAAAUAUUAAAAGAGCACAAGGCUUAGAUCCAGAUACCAAUGUAUUUGGAAAGUCUGAUGCUCUUCAAGCUCGAAAAUUGAAGAGAUACAUUAGUCAACUAACAUAUGCUAAAAAUACAUGUGAAUGUCACAUGCAAUCGUUAGGAUGGAACGGAUAUCCUGUUCAGACUAAUGAUGUUACCGAUGCAGCAAUGGUUGCAGAAGAAAACAUUUUGCCGUUACAAUAUAUUUUGGACAAUGUGAUAGGCAGACGAUACCUUUCACAAUUUCUUGAACAAGUUGCCAGCCAGGAUUUGAUUGGGUAUUGGGCAGCUGUACAAGAGUUACGCAAUGCAGAUAAAUCUAAUUGGCAUCAAUUGGGGGCUGAAAUCUUUUAUACUUACAUAACGUCUUCAACUGCUGAAAUAAAAGUUGAUAGAGCUAUUCGUAAAAAAAUGGAAAGUUUCUUGUUAGGUGAUAUAGGACCUAACGUAUUUUAUGAAGUUCAAGACAGUGUUGUUAAAACUUUGGAAGAGAAGUAUUAUCCUUCGUUUGUCGUUAGCGAUCAGUACAAAAGUAUGCAAGAAGCAUUGCUUAAUGAGAGAAUAGAUGACUUAGUGGAAGAUCGACGUAUGGGGAAUGGAACAUUAUCGGAAAAUAUGUCUUUGCUUGUUGGAGAACAUUCAAAUUAUGCCCGCAGUAAAUUGGACCAAUUACAGGAAAAGUUAAAUAACAAAAUGCAAGCCUUACAAGCACUAAAGUCCUCGUUGAAACCAGAGAGCAAAGUUUUAAAUUUUUUGGCCAAAGAAGUUGAAUGGUUGCAGAGUGAGAAAAAACAACUGGAAGCACAUUUAACUCAUACGGAAAUGUGGGCAGAACACUUAGGUCAUUGGAAAGCAGAAGUACAAAGUGCAGAAAUACCAGACAAUGGAGAGUCCCCACAAUUUGUUUUGGUUGUCCACAUGACAGAAGAUGAAGAUAAUAGUGAAAGUAUAUACAGUGGAUGGGUUGUACUAAGAAAAUUACAAGAUUUUCAAGAUCUUCAUAGAAAGCUUCGUCAAUUGUGCUCCAACGUGAAAAAUUUAGAUUUACCUUCGCAACCUUUAAAAUUUUUUGGAAAAUCUGAUAAAAAUACGUUGGAUAAAGCUAAAAUGCAAAUACAAAAAUAUUUAAAUUUUGUUUUAGAAGAUGAAAAAUUGAAUCAAAGCGAGGCUUUAUAUACAUUCCUCAGUCCGAGUUCGGAACAUUUGAAAUAUGCUCCUCCUUCUCCUAAAAAAUCUCGAUUUUCUUUGUCAACAUUAUUUAAAACAUCUAACAACAGCAGCGAAGUUCGCGAUAAAGAAGAGGAAGAGGAUUAUUCAUUGCUAUUAGAUGAUACUGAUAGUGGUCGAACAACCACAGAUGGAAUCUUGAAUGUUAAUAAAGAUGCAAUAGCCGAACCUCUUUAUACUCUUUUAGGUGAAAUUUUCGAUCUGCGGGGAGUAUUUCGUUGGCUUCGACGAUCGUUAAUAACCUUCGUUCAAAUUACCUAUGGUCGAACUAUAAACAGGCAAAUCAGAGAUACUAUUGCAUGGGUGUUCUCCGAACCAAUGCUUCAUUAUUACAUACAAUUGUUUACGAAAUCAUGGUGGCCAAACGGUCAUUUAGUUUUUGAGACGAUUUCUCGCACAGAUGAAGAAAAGCUAAAAACAAGAGGUGAAGCACGAAGGCAAUUCUUAAAUAAUAUUCCUGAUGUUUUAACAAAUUUGGUAGGAGCACAAAGUGCUCAACGUGGUGCAAUAAAAAUCUUCGAUUCCUUACAAAAUGUGAAUUUAAAUAAACAAUUAUUUUAUGAUAUCUUUGAAGUUGUGAUGUAUGAAAUAUUUCCAGAAUUUAAACGAAUACAAUAAACUGUACUUACAGUAAGAAUUUUUUCAAUAUUUUAUAUCAUAAAGAUUAUUUUAUUUAAUUAAUAUUUUAUGAUAUAAACAGAAAUUAUAUAUGAUUUAUUUAUGUCGAAUGUUUUUUAUUUAUGUCAUGUGAUACAUGUAAGUAUGUCAAUAAAGUAUUAAAAAUCUUAGUAA